Messenger RNA from Aphidius gifuensis, 2781 nucleotides. Its product is annotated as alpha-glucosidase-like. The record is from RefSeq and is a predicted model, not a curated record. The transcript has a single exon. The coding region runs from base 28 to 1719 and encodes 563 amino acids. Gene Ontology annotation, biological process: carbohydrate metabolic process. NCBI's taxonomy places the organism in Eukaryota, Metazoa, Arthropoda, Insecta, Hymenoptera, Braconidae.
AAAAAAUUGACCUCAUUCAAUUACAAGAUGUUGCAUGCACAAACAUUUUUGUUUCUCAUUGGUGGGAUUAUUCUGUGCUCAGCUGAAGAAAAAACAUCAACAGAAUGGUGGCGUAACAAUUUUAUAUAUCAAAUAUAUCCACUGAGUUUUAAGGACAGUACUGGUGAUGGAGUAGGUGAUUUAAAUGGCAUCACAAGUAAAUUGGAACAUAUUGCUGACAUUGGUGCUAGUGCUCUCUGGAUUUCACCAAUUUACGUAAGUCCAAUGGUUGAUUUUGGUUAUGAUAUUACAAAUUUUACGGAUAUUGAUCCAGUAUUUGGUAAUCUUGAUGAUUUUUCAAAACUUGUUACCAAAGCAAAAUCACUGGGUCUUAAAGUACUUCUUGAUUUUGUACCAAAUCAUAGCUCUGACAAAUGUUCAUGGUUUACAAAAAGUAUACAAAAAAUAAAACCAUACGAUGAAUAUUAUAUUUGGAAAGAUGCUAAAAUAGUUAAUGGUACAAGACAACCACCAAACAAUUGGCUUGGUGCAUUUCAAGGUUCAGCAUGGGAAUGGAAUGAACAACGUCAACAGUAUUACUAUCAUGCAUUUGCAGUAGGACAGCCAGAUUUAAAUUAUCGUAAUCCACAAUUAAAUGAAGAAAUGAAAAAUGUUUUGAGAUUUUGGUUAAAUCGUGGAGUUGAUGGAUUUCGGGUUGAUGCUAUUCAUUAUCUCAUUGAAGAUUCAAGAUUUUUGGAUGAGCCUAAAAUUGCAAAUACUGGAUUACCAGACACUGAUGCUGGUACACUUGAACACAUAUAUACAUGUAAUCAAAAAACAACAUAUGAUAUUGUUAAAACUUGGCGGGAUGUGCUUGACGCUAGUCCUGGACCAAAAAAAGUAUUUCUUACCGAAGCUUACACGAGCAUUGAUUAUUUGAUGGAAUAUUAUAAAUAUGGAUCAAAUCUUCCAAUGAAUUUUAUGUUUAUGGAAGAUCUCCGAGCAAAUUCAACUGCACUUGAAUUUAAAUACAAAAUUGAUCGUUAUUUAAAUAGAAUACCAAAUGGACAAUCAGCUAAUUGGGUUGUUGGAAAUCAUGAUAAAUUUCGUGUUGCAACAAGAUUUGGACCAAAAAGAGCUGAUCAAUUGACAAUGAUUGCAACAAUUUUACCCGGUGUUGCUAUAAUUUAUAAUGGCGAUGAAAUUGGCAUGGAAAAUAAUAUUAUCUCUUGGGAGGAAACAGUUGAUCCAGCUGGUUGUAAUGCUGGACCUGAACGUUACAAUACAACUUCAAGAGAUCCAGCGAGAACACCAUUUCAAUGGGAUGAUACUGUUAGUGCUGGAUUUUCAACAAACACCAAAACUUGGUUACCAAUUCAUCCAAAUUAUAAAACCCUCAAUCUUGCUGCUCAAAAAUUAGCUCCAGCCUCACAUUAUAAAGUGUUAAAAAAAUUAUCUGCAUUAAAAAAAUAUCCUGCAGUUAAAGAUGGUUCAACUGAAAUUAUUGUAGUUGGUUAUAAUGUAUUGGGAAUUGUUCGACGUUUACCAGGAAAAUCACAUGUUGUUUUACUUAUUAAUUUCAAUGAUUCAAUGACUGUUGUUGAUGCGGCUUCUUGGAUGAACAUUCCCGAUAAAAUGAACGUAUAUACUGCAAGUGUACAUUCAAAUAUCCAAGUUGGUGAAUCGAUUAAUACAAACGAAAUUAAUCUACCUCCAGCUGCUUCAGUUAUACUAACUUAAAAUUAGACAUAUAUAUAUGCAUUAUAGAUCAGAUUAUCACGUUGAAAUAAAGUACAUAUUAUUACCUUAAUAAUUAAUUGAAAUUAUUUUUUAUAACUUAUAAGCAUUAUAAGUAUAGAUUGAUUUUUUAAAAGCACAUUCAGAUAAAAUUUUCUAGAGUAAAGUCUGAAUAAAAUUACAAGUUAUCAAAAGAAAAAGGCUUCUAGUAACGAUUCAUAUUAAAUCAACUUUACUUUUCACGGUACUCAGAAGUUUGGUAGCUUUAGAUACUUAAGACGUCUGGUGUGGGCAACUUAAUUGAGAUUACAAAUAAAUUGGUAGCUUACGUAAAACUAAAUGUAAGUGUAUACUUUGAGUUCCGUCAAUCUUAACAUACAAACUAUUUCGUAACUUUGACAAUGAUCCGUUUAACUCGUCCUAAGAACCAUUAGUAUAAUAGAUUUAUUUUUUUGUAUAUUUUUAACUAUUAUUUAGAGAAAAAAAAUUAAUUAUUAAUUUACAAAAAAUACUCAGUGUGGAUAUUUAAAAAUAAAAGAAAUACAAUCACAGCAUUGGAAGUACAUGAGAUAACUAUUACACAUAUAAAAAUUUGUUAUAAAAUGUAGGAAGAGUAGAUAAAAAAGUAAAAAAAAAAAAAGUUAAUCAAACGUUGAUAAUGGUCUCUGUUCUAUUUUGUAUUUCUGUGGUUAAAAGAAGUAAUGAGAUUGGUUUAACAGAUGAUAAAAUGACGUAAAAAGAUACACUGCAAUUGCAAUUUAAUGGUGGAUCAGAAAGAAAAAUAAAAUCUUGAGCCAGAACUUUCUAUAAAAAAAAAAAUAAAAAUAAAAUAGUACUGUACUAUCUGUACUGGAUUAUCCGUCAGAAGCAAAACAUGGCUUCCUAUUCUCGCAAACUAUACAAAACUCUAUAUUUGGCAAGCCAACAAUGCAACUGCAAAUUCCUAUUAUCAACUUAAAAAAUUAAAAAAAAAACUUGUUCACUCAAAGUCCCGCAGCAUAACGGAAAAAACAAAUAGCUGUGUUGUGAUUAUUUUAGUAAAAAAAAGUUUAGUAAAAACAAAAA